AUGUUUCAGGCGGGGGACAAUAUUCUUCAUGUCGAAAAGGAGGAAUGGGCGGUUGAGCCUCGCCCUGUGGAAGAGUUGCCUCUUCCCACUGACUUCUUCUGGGGAACAGCCACUGCUGCGUACCAGAUCGAGGGUGGCGCUCUACAAGACGGCAAAGCCAAGUCUAUCUGGGAUAGUUUCAGUCACCUUCAGCCCUCGCGGACCAAUGGCGAGAAUGCCGACGUGGCGUGCGAUCACUAUAAUCACAUGGUAGAGGACUUGGACUUGAUGGCCUCGUACGAUGUUGAUGUUUAUCGGUUUUCUAUUGCCUGGUCUCGUAUUAUCCCGCUGGGUGGUCAUGAUGACCCAAUCAACGAAAAGGGAAUCGAAUUCUACAACAAGCUUAUUGAUGGCCUAUUGGCCCGAAAUAUCGAUCCAAUCGUCACAUUAUAUCACUGGGAUGUGCCACAAGAGCUCUAUGAUCGUUACAACGCAUUUUUGAACACAGAUAGGUUCAAAGCAGACUUUGUGCGUUUUGCCAAAUUGUGCUUUUCUCGCUUUGGUGAUCGUGUCAAGAAAUGGGUAACUUUCAACGAGCCAUAUAUAAUAUCAGUUUUCGGUCAUCACAGCGGCGUCCUUGCUCCUGGCCACAGUGCCGCCACAGGUCAUAACACCCGGACGGAGCCAUGGAUUGUCGGCCAUACCAUCAUUCUUUCGCACGCAGCGGUUGUGGAUUCUUACGUGAGAGAGUUUCAGCCUAGUCAGAAGGGAGUUAUUUCCAUCGUCCUAAAUGGACAUUUCUACGAGCCAUGGGACCAAGAAAGUGAGAAGCACAAAGACGCAGCUCAACGCAGACUUGAAUUUUAUAUUGGCUGGUUUGGGGAUCCUAUAUUUCUGGGCCAGGAUUACCCUGCCCAAAUGCGCGUCCGACUGGGAUCUCGGCUACCUCAGUUCACGACUGAAGAAAUGACUCUUCUCCGAAAAACCGCCUCGUUUAAUGCGUUUUACGGAAUGAAUCACUACUCCACAAAAUUCGCCCGUGCUCUUUCAGACCCACCUGCCGAGGAUGAUUGUACGGGGAAUGUGGAGGAGUUAGCCACCAAUAGUGAAGGAAAGUUCCUUGGGCCUGUCUCCGGCAUGUCGUGGCUCCGCGUUACGCCUGACGGGUUCCGGAAGCUUUUGAAUUGGGUCUGGGAUCGAUACCACUUGCCAAUAAUUAUCGCUGAGAAUGGCUGCCCUUGUCCAGGUGAGAGUCAGCUUACAGUGGAUCAAGCAGUGAACGACAGCUUUCGGAUUAGGUAUUUUGGACUGUAUCUUGAUGCUAUCUCCCGGGCCAUCUAUGAGGAUGGCAUCGAAAUUCAAGGAUACUGUGCAUGGAGUCUCAUGGAUAACUUUGUGCGCUUAAUACGCUUUUCAUUUGGCUCAUUGGUCUUAGAAUGGUCUGCUGGCUAUGGUCCACGUUAUGGUAUUACACAUGUGAAUUAUGAGACGCUGGUUCGAACUCCCAAAUUGUCCGCAUUUUACUUGGAGGAAUCAUUGAAAGCGCGCCGUGGUGGAUGUACCUAG
Molecule: messenger RNA, 1545 nt
Organism: Penicillium waksmanii
Lineage: Eukaryota; Fungi; Ascomycota; Eurotiomycetes; Eurotiales; Aspergillaceae
Product: glycoside hydrolase family 1 protein
Exons: 2
Coding region: 1-1545 (514 amino acids)
Biological process (GO): carbohydrate metabolic process
Molecular function (GO): beta-glucosidase activity
Source: RefSeq, a predicted model, not a curated record